This is a messenger RNA of Alosa sapidissima (American shad), 4538 nucleotides long. RefSeq lists its product as uncharacterized. Lineage: Eukaryota; Metazoa; Chordata; Actinopteri; Clupeiformes; Clupeidae. The record is from RefSeq and is a predicted model, not a curated record. The coding region runs from base 293 to 2437 and encodes 714 amino acids. The transcript has 5 exons.
GACAGACAGAGAGAGAGGAGGAAGGGAAGCAGACCCAGAGUGAGGGAGAGCGAGAGCGAGCGCGGCUGUCACUGACAGGCGAGCGGCUGCUGCUGCUGUUCUUGUGGUGGAGCACAGCUACCGGAGCGAAGGGGGGGUGGGGAUCGCUCGGCUACAUCCUGAGCCUCCUCCACCGUACUGUAAAAAACCUGGUCCGCUUCGUUUCUCACCUUCUUCUUGUCUGGGUUCGGUCGUCUUUCUCCCGCACGCCGACUGGAACGGCGAACAUUCCUGCUCAUCUGUUGCCGUGGCAAUGGGCUGCAGGCUGUCAGGGCCGUUGUACGGGGAUGGAAUGGGGGUCAGCAGCCGGGAUCUCAGCCACAUCCGCAAGAGAGACGCCCUGCGCAUCCUGGCCAGCUAUGAGCAGCCAAUCAUGCUGCAGAUUGAAGGGCGGCGAGGCCGGGGCCUGCAUCUGCACCGGACGUCCGACUGCAGCACGCAGACAGAGCGACCUUGGGACCCCCUCAGGGGGCUGGGCUGCGGGGUGGCGGCCACCAUGCCCCGGAACCACCCUUACCCAGACAGGAUCUACUACAAUCACAUGAGCCUGCCUCGUGACCUGCGAGAGGGGGCCAGGUACGAGUACCUGCCGAACGCGCCACGAGACGUGGAGGACAGGCAGCGCCUUGAGUACCAGGACCCUCAGAUGGCCAGCAGAGUGCCCCCAGGAAAGAACUGCUUAAUUGGCUGCUGCAACACCAACCUGGAGGAGCCAAGCAGCUUCCAAAGCCAGACUGAGGAUGAAGACUUUGUGCAAGACAAGCAGGUGGGCUACCUGCCCCUGCACCACGAGCUGGACAGCGGCCUAGGGUGGACAGACGGGAGCUUCCACCAGGGGGAGCUCUCGGGUGUGGAGACGGAGGAGGGCCUGGAGGAGUGCCACGCCCACAUGGGAGGCGGCGGAGGAUCCCCUUCCUCCGAGUCGUUUAUCUCUUCCGAGCUGAGUGACUCAGGAUUCUACAGCGUCAGCACGGGGGAGUUCCUCCGCUUCCAACGACUCCUGGAGAAGCGCAUGCGCCUCUACAACGCCCGCAUGCAUCACCAGGGGGAGCUGUGUGCACGGGAGCGCCGCGACAGCCAGAAGUUGCACCGCGAGCUGGAGGCCAUCCCCGAGGCCCUGACGGUCCAGCCACAGAACCACUUCGGACAGGCCGUAGACGGCCCUGCGGUCGGCCCGCGCGGCCUGUUCCGGGUGUCGUCGGUGCAGUUCCGGAAGGCGGAGCGUCCGUGCCUGAACCGGCACAGCUCCAGCAGCGGCUCGCUGUUCAACCCUCACGCCAGCCUGUCCACCUGCAGCACCCCGUCUGGCCAGCGGAGGCCGAUGCCACCCCAGAGUGCGUCCGUGGGGACGCUGAGAAGGAGCCGGACUCUGCACCACCGGCCCCCGUCCAUGGAGCCCCGGCGCCGAGCUAGCCAUCCCUCGUCCCCCAACUACUGCAGCGCCACCUUGCACCACUGUAGUGACAGUGGCCGGGGCAGCGCGGUCACUCCGGAGUUCCCGCAGGAAAGAGAGCUGGUCCACUCGCAUCCUGCCGACUUCGCCAAUGUCAUGCAGCCACAUGCACGGAUGGCCCCUCCUCAGGAGCACCACUACCCCACACACAGGGACCUGUAUGGGGACCAUGGCGCCAAGCCUCUGGCUGUCGAGUACCGCCAAGAUAGCAGGCCGGAUCAGAGUUACAUCGCCGAGCUUGCAGCGGCACGUGAGCGAGAGCGAGAGCGAGAGAGGGAAAGAGAGAGAGAAAGGGAGCGAGAGCGGGAGAUGGAAAGAGUGCGGGAACGGGAGCGAGAGCGGGAGAGGGAGCGGGCAGCCCGCUUCCACACCCUCGGUCACACGCCGUCCCAGUCGCAAGACAUCCACGAGACCUGGCCUAAGCCGGCUGUGCGGCAGGGCUCGGUGAGCGGCGGCGGGCUCUACAGCACGCUCGAGGCCCACAUGCCCGACCCCAGCUCACGGAAAGCCUCGUCAGGGAACCCGCGGGCGCUCCGCAACCAGCUCCUGCGGGACCGCGCCUCGCGGCUCGCCGACGAGCGCGGCGGCAUGAGCACGGACGAGGAGAGCGAGGUGCGCACCGGCCGCUACUGGAGCCGCACCGAGCGGCGCGAGCACAUGAUCCAGAGGCAGCAGCAGCAGCAGCAGCAGGCACGCUCCAGCGGAGGCCCCUGCGGCCAUGGUGGCGGUGGCGACGGCGGCAGCGGCAUCAGAGCCGGGGUCCUGGGUGAUGGACGCUGCAGCACCGUGCUGGAGCUCAGCCAGCGGAAGCUGAGCCGCCUGCGCAAUCGCAAGCUUCUGGACGACUGGACAACGGUGGAGGAGCUACUGACGCACGGCACGCGGCUGGGCAGCGGGGAGGAGAUCCUCUGCCCCAGCUCCCUGCUCACGGUCACCACUGUGUAGCACUUCUGGACACCUGUGAGAGUGAGUCUGUGUGCGUGUUUGUUUGUGUGUUUUUGUGUGUACUGCCUGCACCAAAUAUGGCUACCUCUUGUCCUUGGAAUCAAAACACACUUGCAAAACACAGUGAUGAUAAUAUGAUGAUGAUGAUUAUGAUGAUUUUGUCUAUUGCAAUCUAAAUGUUACAUUUUAUGCUAGUGCUUGUUUUAGCUCUUGUUAGCAAGAUCAGAGCGGUUUUUUGGAAUUGGAUUUUUAUUAAUAUUCAACAAUGAUGACAAUGAGGUGCAUUUUUACCAGAUGACUUAAGCAAUAAUGUGCUGCCAGGGUAUUUUAAAAUGAAAACUAAAACUAUAUAUUCACUUGUACUGCAGUACAUCUAAAACACCAACAAAAUCAAUCUAAAUAUAUCUAGCACCUUGAUCACUGUUGCACACUUUUAAUGGUGGUAGUAGUAAAAACGUUAAAUUAUAUUUAAUCGAUAAUCAAUAUUUUACUUUAAAUUUAAUUCCAUCCCCAAAUAUAAAAACUUAGCAUCUUGCAAAUAUGCACGAGGCAUUGCACAAACUCAUUGUCUGGUUUCCUGUGGUAUAACUGCAGUAGAUUCCAAAAGGUAUUUCGGGGAACACCAAAAGGUCAAACGCCCUGACAUUUAUCUCAAGCAAGACCAUCAUUACUUCCUCUGAAUCACGACUUCAUUUUCUUCAGGAAAAAAAGACAGCCUGAACUAUUUUUCCAAACUGACUGGUGGACGUACCACUGAGACAGUAACUGGAGGGACUGCGGCUGAUUCCUGAGUUGUAGCCUUAUGGAGGAAACUUGACUGCGAGUGUGGCUCAUUGGGGCAAACAGAGUGUUUUAGUGUUCUCUGUCAGAGGUUUUCCUUGUUUAUUUGUUUUUAGGAGAGUUUAAUUAACGUAACUGUGUACAGUAGUUUGAAAACGAACAAAAAAAGUAUUUUUCUCGUGCAAAUCACAAUUGAUGUCAUAAUAAGAAAAAAGGUACUUUUUUAUUAUUUGUAAAAAAAAAUUAAAUAGAAAAAGGAGUGAUGCAACAAUUUAUUCUAUGAAAAAUAAUUAAGUCAGAAGAAUUUACACUUACGUUAGGUUACUGAACUUGCUGUGGUACAGUAGUCUUUGUUUUACAUGUUUGCUCCUCCAGUAAGCUGUGUGCACUACUCCGAGGCACUUCUUAUGAGACUUACCAGGGACACUUACUUAGGGGCCAAUUUACACAUCUACUUACUCAUAUUUAUUGCAACACAUUUGAAUUUACAACAUCUACAACAUUUGAUUAUUUGUUGCAUGUUGAUAUACCAAAUAUGAAAAAAAAAAAGAACAUGAAUUUUUGGCCAGAAUAUGGUACAGAAAAUUUACUCUGUGAUCUCUUGUAAGACUACCAUCUACCGAAACUGUUAUUUUCUUUGGGUUGUUGUUAUGUUUUUCUGACAGUAUUUCAUGAAUGGUAAGUUGAUGCAGUGGGUGUUUGGCGUUACUUCCUGCGACUGUUUACAUCAUUCACACAUACUAUUUGUGGAACGCGGGCACACCUUGUUGCACUAAGAGCACUUGCAAAAGACACAAUUUCUCACCUUCCACCAAGAGUGACUCUUAUGUUUUGUUCAGAGGCAGAAAACAGAGUGAGCAACAGAUGCAUGUAGAGACAGAGAGAGGAAGACAGAAUACAAGAUCCUCACUCUCCCCGACACCAACCCCUCCGCCUUCCUCGGCCUCUUUAGGUGCACCACGUCAUUUUCACAAUGACUCAAGUGUUGUGAAUAAUGGAUGAAAAAGACGGGAUUUAGCGAUGCUUUGCGCAUGGAUCAGAGGUGCCCAAAAUAGCCCUUUCCUCUUCUUCAGAAAAAGAAAAAGCAACCCGCCCCUCCACACACCACCAUACUCCUUCAUCAGGCUCCAGGGCACGUCUUACUUAAAGUCUCCCCACUCUCUUCAGUCCCAAUCUUCCCCCAGUCUAUGUUGAGUUAACACUCUACAUAUCCAAUCUGUUCCGACUCUCUCUGCUCUUUUGUAAUGGCUUGUGUAUCUCUUAUUCUGAAACCAACGUCCCUUUUUUUCUUGGGGUAUGAUGUACAUGUGGUUGUAAUAAA